AUGUUAAUACUGGCUCGACAGCGGGAAAGCUAUGCCUUUGGAAUGAUAGUUGGGAUCGCUAUGUUAGUCUGUUUUAGCACAAUUCUUUAA
Molecule: messenger RNA, 90 nt
Organism: Penicillium digitatum Pd1
Lineage: Eukaryota; Fungi; Ascomycota; Eurotiomycetes; Eurotiales; Aspergillaceae
Source: RefSeq, a predicted model, not a curated record